UAGUGUGCACCAGGCUUAACUUAUUUCAUUGAAUUCAUCAUCUAUUGUGAACUAAUGCUGAAUUGCAGCCAACUGAAUUGACAAUUGUCAAAAAUAUGACAGUUCAUUACAUCUCCGAACGAGCCAUACAUUUUGAUUUUUGUUUUGUUUACUUCGAGAAUUUCUUCCAAAAAACAUCUUUUCAAAUAAAAAUCUUGAAAAAUGAGUAAAACUCAUAACGCCACAAACAAUGACGACAUCGUUGACAACCUAGUCACACAAAUCCAAGCAAAUGAAUUAAGAAAAUGUAAGGUCAAACUUAACUACCUCGACGCAUUGACUCCUAAAAAACGAAGGAAACCAAACCCACCUAAAAACUAUGAAUUCUUCGAAGUGACCAUACCAUCUAUGACGCUUGACGAUUUUCGUCAUCAUUUUCGGAUGACUCGCAGCUGCUGUGAGGACAUAAUGACGAGGGUUGGAAAUAGAAUUCGUGUUUUUAAUAUACAAAAGAAAUUCCUCUUCACCGUUUGGAUGCUGACAACCCGUGAAAGUUUCGGUGCUGUUGGCACUCGAUUCGGUUUGUCCAAGGGUCCGUCGCAUCAGUACUUUCGUGAUAUAAUGGAUGGCUUGAUUGUUCUCUUUAAGGAAUACGUAGCAUGGCCAAGUGUAGUGGAACUAUCACAUAUUGAACAGGGUUUCAAGCCCAAGUCGGGUGGCUACGUGCCUGGAAUUGUUGGCGCCAUCGAUAGUUGCCAUUUACUCAUCAAGAAACCAUCUCGAUACUCAAUCUAUUGCAAUCCCAAGCAGACUCAUUCAAUUAUUCUCCAAGGCGUCUGCGAUCAUCAGAAAAUAUUUACAGACAUAUACGUUGGUGCCCCAGGUUGUUUGACCCCUGAAAGAGUGUACAACAACAGUCCACUUUCAAAGCUUAUCAAAGAACUCAUCCCGGAGGACUAUCACAUCGUCGGAAACAUCUUCAUACCACAAAAACAAAACUUAAUUGUACCUUUCCCUGAUCAGGACACCCUAAAUCAACCCCAGAAAGUCUUUAACGAGUGUUUAGCAGCAGCUAAUAUGACAAUCCUACAAGCGUUUCAACUGCUACUGGCCCGCUUUCGCAGAUUAACAUUCCUGGACACGGCUAAUCCCGAAAUGGCCAAUAAAAUGAUCUGCAGCUGCGUUAUUUUGCACAAUCAUAUUCUCAUGCAUGAUCUGGAUGAGAAUCCAGAAGAAUUUCUCAAUGAAUGGCCAGAACUUUAUAUGAAUGAGGAUCCUUCGGGAGUCAUUGCCAGCGAUGAUGACGCUGACGGAUUAGCUAAGAGGGAUUAUUUGGUAUCGUUGUUGGAGUUUAUUUAAAAUAAAAUAUAAGAUUGCCUA
This is a messenger RNA of Eupeodes corollae, 1359 nucleotides long. Its product is annotated as putative nuclease HARBI1. NCBI's taxonomy places the organism in Eukaryota, Metazoa, Arthropoda, Insecta, Diptera, Syrphidae. Bases 202 to 1338 code for a protein of 378 amino acids. The record is from RefSeq and is a predicted model, not a curated record. The transcript has 4 exons.